UAUUAGAAGGUUACCACCACCCACAUCAAGUAUGACGGAAUUAUCGAAGGAAAAUUUGCCCAAAAUCUCUGCCAGAAGGGUUUCUUGUCUACCUACAAGCAGCGCUUUUAAGAAACCGACAAGUAAAACAACUAAUUUGCGGGUUCCUGCUUUGGCAACCAAGCUGACAGGGUAUAAUAGGGCAAUUU
Molecule: messenger RNA, 188 nt
Organism: Acaulospora colombiana
Lineage: Eukaryota; Fungi; Glomeromycota; Glomeromycetes; Diversisporales; Acaulosporaceae
Source: the annotation of a GenBank genome assembly